GCAUGCAUGGUAGCAGUAAAGUAUAAAUGAGGACUUGCGUAUAAAAAGUGUUCGCAAGUCAUGCAAAGUCCAUUUUGUUUUUCAGCCUAAUAACAUUGCAUGGCCAAAUUAUUGGAAUUGGACAGUAAAAUUGUAUACCUGCUGGUGAAAAAUGCAUCAUAAGUGAAGUGAAGAUCAAGUAAGGUGUUCCCCGACAAUGUACAUAUGAAUAGCUGUGGGAUAACAAUGGAGAAUGCUUGGCGGUAUAGGACUCCCAGCGUUAAACUUGAACCUCAAACAGUCCAAAUGGCACCGCCGUAUUAUGACAAUGGAACAAACAGUGGACAUGUUGAUUUCAGUUCAAGUCAUAAUAUCAACAGAGCCAUGGGUGCCGCUAAUAACGUCAUCUAUCAGCAGUCAAGCUGGAUUCCCAUGCAAACUGUGGCCGAUUUCCAAAUGAGCGUUGCCAGGAUUUCUCACAUCAUGAGAGAUGGUCCUAGACUUCCAGGGUAUUCACUUCAAUCAAACAUCCACUAUGCCAAUUACAAUGCAGUGCCUGCAACCCAGCCAUCCUAUCAACAGUCAAGAUGGAGUGCCCAACCGUUGCAGGGACACUACCCUAUGGUUGCAACCAACAGUCUUCAUGUCGCGACAGAAGAUUCAGUCUUUUCAGCAGUUCCACAAAGUUAUUAUGCUCCUUGUAGUUCAAUGCCGACUCCCCAACUAUCCCAGGCACAGUCGAGUAAUUGGGCACCCCAGACGGUAGUGACAGAGUUUCCAUUUGAUGCAGUUAGCAGACCUCAAAUCAAGGUGGAAAAUUCAGGCUUUUCAGAGUUUUCACAUCAGCCAGAUGAAAUUAACCAUGCCCCAUACAGUGAAGCAGCUGAGACCCUGUCAUCUUAUGAACAGUCAAGUAAUUGGGCACCCCAGUCAGUAGAGACUAACUUUCCAGUUGCUACAGCCAGCACACCUCACAUAAAGGUGGAAAAUUCAGGACUUUCAGAGUUUUCACAUGGAACGAAUGAUUCUCAUACACCAUAUACUGAAGUGCCUGAGGCCUCGUUGUCUAACGAACAGUCAAGUAAUUGGGCACCCCAGUCAGAAGAGACCAACUUUCCAGUUGGUACAGCCAGCACAACUCACAUAAAGGUGGAAAAUUCAGGACUUUCAGAGUUUUCACAUGGACCAAAUGAGUCCCAUACACCAUACAAUGAAGUGCGUGAGGCCUCAUCAUCUAAUGAACAGACAAGUUGGAUGCCUCCUCAAGCAGGCUUCCCAACAGAUACAGGCAGCAGCGCUGACAUUAAGACAGAGGAUCCAGGACAUUCAGAGUGUUCAUAUCAAUCUGGAGAAAGGACAGUGGAAAGUAGGCCUACAGUGCCUACAAUACAGUCAUCUAAUGAAAAGGAUGAUUUUGAGGUGCAAGAAAGUACUGUAAAGUUCAACCAAGAUGUGAAGGAGACGAUUCCUGAUCAUUGUCGUGACGGCACUUCAGCUGCUCCAUCUUCCUUGGCCAUGGAGGAACGGGAACAGGAAGCAUCAACAGAGCAGGACGGAAUCAACAAGGACCAUUCUCAAAAUCCUGAUUAUCCUGAGGGGCUGGUGUCCAACGAUUUCACACUCACUGGAGCAGACUGCACUUGGCUUCCAGAUGAUAACUACUCAUCAAGAUCCCAAGAUGAAAACCUGCCUGACUAUUUUGUAGCCUCGCAAGCUUCAAAUGAAGAGAUCCAAAACAAUGGCAGGCAAUUGCAGAACUGGUUCUGUCCAACUUGCUAUGAAACCUUCUCAAGUUCUGAUUCUCUGUCAACUCACCAAGAACGAGUACACUCAUCUGGCGUGCGUUGGUACAAGUGCCAAAACUGCUCGGAAACUUUCACAACACCACAGAAUCUCAAGACGCAUGUUGUGAAUGAACAUACCAAUGCUGGUGAACGUCCGUUUGCGUGUGCCAUGUGCAGCAAAACCUUUAAGAGGACAGGCAAUCUUAAGGACCAUGUAAACAUCCACUCUAAGGAGAAGAAGCUAUCAUGUAAAGUCUGCAAACAGGCCUUCCUCAGUCGAGCGGCACGUUCUAGGCACACAAAGUCCCACAAUCAAGAGAAGCAAGAUACAGCAGUUGAUUUCAAGUUUGAAUGCGAGCACUGUCAGUUCAGAUUUCCAACUAAAUCUAAACUUACCGAGCACAUGCGUUCCCACAGACCACGAAGACAUUUACCGUGCAAAGUCUGUGGAAUGGAAUUCGAGACAAAAGAGGAUUUGAAGUCACAUUCCUCAUCAGUGCACUCCAGUGAUGCAUCACUCUCGUGCAGUACUUGCAAUCGUAACUUUUCUUGCAAGCAAUCUCUGAAGAUUCACAUCCAGUCAAUCCAUGAUAACAAAGAUAGACCGUUUAAGUGCACGCUGUGCGAUAAAGCCUUCAACAGGAAAGAUAUCAUGGAAGAGCAUGUGAAUCUCCACACAAAGGAGAAAGUCUACUCUUGCAUCAUCUGCCAGCACUCUUGUUACAGCAGAGGAGCACAUCGGAUGCACAUGCAAUAUCAUACUCUGGAUGACGAAAGCACUGUCAAUGACAAAAAUGUCACUUGUAAGCACUGCUCAAAAAUAUUCCCUGACAAAGCUGCACUUAAAAAGCACAUGCGUUCUCACUCAAAGAAAAGAGAGCUUUCAUGUGCGGUUUGCUUCUUGACAUUCAGAACGGAAGCAUCCUUGCAAUUGCACCAUGCAGUUCAUGUCGAUUCCAAACCCAAACAGACAAGUGAGAAGUCAAGUCAAGAACAUAGCGAACCAGAGAAGCUGUCUUCAGUGCCCUCAAGUGAUGCAUCACUCUCGUGCAGUACUUGCGAUCGUAACUUUUCUUGUAAGCAAUCUCUGAAGAUUCACAUCCAGUCAAUCCAUGAUAACAAAGAUAGACCGUUUAAGUGCACGGUGUGCGAUAAAGCCUUCAACAGGAAAGACAUCAUGGAAGAGCAUGUGAAUCUCCACACAAAGGAGAAAGUCUACUCUUGCAUCAUCUGCCAGCACUUUUGUUACAGCAGAGGAGCACAUCGGAUGCACAUGAAAUCUCAUAAUCUGGAUGACAACAGUGCAGUCAACGAUAAAAAUGUCGGCUGUAAGCACUGCCCAAAACAAUUCUCCAACCAAUCUGCACUUAAAGAGCACAUGCGUUCACACGCAAACGAUGGGGAGCUUUCAUGUAAAGACCAUUCUUCGACAUUCAAAACGGUAGAAUCCUUGCAAGUACACAAUGCAAUUCAUGCCAAUUCCAAACCUGAACAGUCAAGUGAGAAGUCAAGUCCAGAACAUAGCGAGCCAGAAAGGCUGUUAUCAGUGCUCUCAAGUGAUGCAUCACUCUCGUGCAGUACUUGCAAUCGAAACUUUUCUUGCAAGCAAUCUCUGAAGAAACACGUUAAGUCAAUCCAUGAUAACAAAGAUAGACCGUUUAAGUGCACGCUGUGUGAUAAAUCCUUCAAAAGGAGAGACGUCUUGAAAGAGCAUGUAAAUAUCCACACAAAGGAGAAAGUCUACUCCUGCGUCAUCUGCCAGCACUUUUGUUACAGCAGAGGAGCACAUCGGAUGCACAUGCUAUCUCAUACUUUGGAUGAUGAAAGUGCAGUCAAUGAUGAAAAUGUCACUUGUGAGAACUGCCUAAAACAAUUCUCUGACAAAUCUGCACUUAAAGAGCACAUAUGUUCUCAAUCGGAGAAAAGAGAGCUUUCAUGUGAGGUUUGCUUCUUGACAUUCGAAACUCUAGCAUCCCUGCAGUUGCACCAUGCAGUUCCUGCUGAUUCCAAACCCGGAGAUUCAAGUGAGAAGUCAAGUCCAGAACAUAGCCAAUCAGAGAAGCUUUCUUUUGGCACUUGCUCCAAAGUCUACUUUUCCAGACAAGCUUUCAAACGUCAUACCAGGUUGUCUCAUGAUGUAACCACUCAACGAUUGCCUUGCACUAUGUGUGAUAAAACCUUCAAGUGCCGUGCUAGCUUGAAAGAACACACGAAUACUCACACUGAAAACAAAGGAUACCCGUGCGACAUGUGUGAAUCUGCCAGCUCUACUAGAUUUGGACUUCACAGACAUAAAGAGACCCAUAGUAUCGAGGAACUCGAAGCUGCUGCAGAGAAAGAAAUCCUCCAGAGAUAUAAACAAAGCCACAUUGAAGGGAAACCAAUCAAUAUAUUCACUUGUCUGAUUUGCAAGGAAAAAUUUCAGAGUUCUCAGUGUAUUGAGGAACACUUGCAAAGACAUGUCCUUGAAACUCUGUUCGACUGUUCAAUCUGUCCGGCAACUUUCAAGUCAAGAUACAGUCUGUCUAAACACAAGAUAGCUCACUUCAACGGAAAACCAUUUGAGUGUAGUAACUGUGGUAAAGCUUUCCGCAAAAAAAGCCACAUGAAAGAACACCAACUUAUUCACACACGGGUCAGAAAAUUCAACUGCACACAAUGUCCAGCGACGUUUCAAGACUUUGCAGAUCUCAGAAAGCAUCGCGAGACCCAUCCGAAGCCACAAGAAGUCAAGAAACAUGAGUGUAAGAUCUGCCAUCAGAAAUUUUUGAGACCAAACAUCCUUCGGAUUCACGCCUAUAAACAUACCAAAGCCAAACCGUUUUCUUGCUCGAUAUGCAGUAAGAAAUUCAUCGGAAAGUACUCAUGUCAGCAACAUGAAUUGACACACAGAAUGGAAAGAAACCACAAAUGUCCAAUCUGUGGAGUUGCCUUCCACUAUCCCGGCCGUCUCAAAAUCCACAUGAAAAACUCUCACAGUGACAGUCAUGACUUGAAACUCUUCGCAUGUGACCUGUGUGAUAAAAGAUACGGGCAUUCAGGAACAUUGACAGCUCACAGAAAGACUCACUUUGAUCAGGAACUGUACUCGUGUAGUCUCUGCGACCGUUCUAAUCUAUCCAAGAGAGGACUGAGGAAUCAUCAACGCAGUCAUGCAGCCAAUCAAAGAAUCUACCCCUGUGAUAAAUGCGAUAAAAAAUUUAAGACACGCCACAAUUUAGCAAACCACCUUGCAAGUGCAAUCCACUCAAAUGUGCGUCCCUUCUUGUGCCAGGUAUGUGGCAAAACAUUCACUCACCUCGGGAGAUUGAGGAGACACGCACUUGCUCACUCACAAAACAAAAGUUUCAUCUGUGAGGUUUGUGGGAAGACAUGUUCACGGAGGGACAACCUCCGAACACAUAUGAAAGUACACAAUCCUAGUCGACAGAAGAAGGUGGAAGGUAUAUAAUAUGGAUCUACACUCAUGUAUGAUGUUACAUAAUGUUAUUUGGAUGUAGGUUGACGCUAACAGAAGAUGACAAUAUAAUUGACCUGAAUCUUGGAUGUAGUCCAGUCCAUCACAAGUCCCUUCCAGUCUAUCAAAAGUCCAUCACAAAUUCAUCACAUCAUCCCGUCCAAAUUCAAAUUACAAGAUUUCUAAAUGUGCUUUGUAUUAAGGCAUUUCUUUCUUUUUUAAUUCAUGCACUUUUUUGUGACUGCAUUUGUUGUGGGCUCGACUACAUCCCGAUCAAAGUAUAUACAUAUAUUGUACUCAUGUCCCAAUGUGACAGAAACACUCAAAUAGAAAUUGAUUGGACAUGAUUUCUAAAUUAUGGGCAGAUUUCGACCGAGGUUGAAGAAUUAAUGUCGAUCACUGAUUGAACCAUUACAUGGGUGUCAGAAAAAAAAUAUCCCAAACCAGCAACUUAAUCUUGUAAAAUUGGUCAACAUCAUUCUUUGUCAAUUUGUUGCAAUUUUAACCCCUUUUCUUCAUUUUAACUCAUAUCUGUGGUUGUUGGUCGUGUAAACAUGUAUAUGUGACAAACAUGUAUUAAAUUAAAUCAAAUUGUAGUUUGUAUUGUUUAUUUGUUUUGUUUUUUAACUAUUUUUUAUUGACAUGGAUUACACAAAAUGUGGAUUUUGUUGUCGGAGGCUGAUACACACCCAGACAGGGAUUCCCACACUUAAAUUCUGGUCGGUGAUAACUGCGUUCACUGAAGUUUCGCACAUAUUUGUUUCCCUCCAACUUACUUUACUUUAUGUUUAUUGUGGUAUACGUGUGGCAGUUAAAAUAUGUUGUUGUUUUUUUUUUGCUUAUUUUGUUUAACAGUGGAGUAAAUGUUAUUCGAGCAAUACGUAUUCUCCAAGAUUAAAUUACUUAAAAUUAUAUCUGCCAGCUGUUCUCACGUCUGUACAAGUAGAAACACGGAGAAAAACUGGAACACAUUACAGCUAUCGAUGUCAUGUAUGUAAAAUAAGGCUAUAUUCAAUUGUGUAUGUUAGAACCUAUUUUUCUAUCUUUGAAAAUGAGUACAAAUAUAACGUCUAAACCUCGGAAAAUAUGAUCUAAAUUACUAAAAAUGUAGAAAUUACCAAAGUCUUUCGAUUUAAUAAGCGAAAAAUCAGUAAAUAUUAUUUUUUUAAAAUAAAGAACAGGGUUUCGUAUAAUCGGCAGCAUAUACAGUACUUUGUACAAAAUGUAUUAUGUAGGAUAUUUAUAUUUGCAUGAACUUUAUAUGCUAAUCCAAAUUUGCUAUUAUCGUCAAAAAUACUGGGAUAACUCAUGCCUGAUUGACCUCUGGAAGUAAUAUAAUUCAUUUGCUGCAUGUGCGUUCUGAACGUGCCACUGAAGACGAGUGCAUUGCGUUGGUGCUAUUAGGGAGGUCCCAGGAAUUGUGAACAAUGUUUGGCUUACACAAAAACGAAGGCGCUAGUUUGUUGAAACUGACUUGAGAACCAAGCAAACGCAACAUGUAUGCAAUGUAGUUUUUUACUUAAAUUUGUAGUAUAAAAAACUAAUGAAAUGUUAAACUUUGUGUACAUAUAUUUUUAGUAAAUACUUUUCUAUUUUUUGUCACUUGAUGUUAUAUAUCCAGAUAUCGACCAAAUACCUCAGCAUUCUGUAAUUAUCAAAAACCGUUCUUUUAGAGAUGCCUAAUUAAAAGUCAAGGUGAACGUAAA
Messenger RNA from Patiria miniata (bat star), 6926 nucleotides. Its product is annotated as zinc finger protein 62 homolog. The transcript is spliced from 10 exons. The record is from RefSeq and is a predicted model, not a curated record. Gene Ontology annotation, molecular function: zinc ion binding; RNA polymerase II cis-regulatory region sequence-specific DNA binding; DNA-binding transcription factor activity. NCBI's taxonomy places the organism in Eukaryota, Metazoa, Echinodermata, Asteroidea, Valvatida, Asterinidae. The coding region runs from base 205 to 5214 and encodes 1669 amino acids. Gene Ontology annotation, biological process: regulation of transcription by RNA polymerase II.